AGGCGGGGGGGAGGCUGCCCGCCAGCCGCCUGUGCGCCGCUUCUGGGGGAGCGGGGAGCUGCGUGCCUGGAGGCCGGGGGUGUCUGAGAACAUGUGGUAGUGGUUUCCGCCACUGGGAAUGCGGCACGUUUCCCUGGGAAAGGAUGGACUUCACUGAUCCAGCAGAUCUCGUCAUUCUCCCCAAGCACAUCCUGGACAUCUGGGUCAUCGUCUUGAUCAUCCUGGCCACCAUCCUCGUCAUGACGGCCCUGGUGCUCUGCCCGGCCACUGCCGUCAUCAUCUACCGGGUACGGACUCACCCCACACGCAACGGCAUCGUGUGAGGCGAAGGCGACGAGAGAUGGCUGGCUUGCCAGGCAGGGGGACACAGCCGUGGGAUCCUGUGCCAGGGACCCUGUAGAGCCCGAUGGGGCACCCCGAGAGCUGGGGAGAGAUGGGCAGGAGCUGGGGUGGGCCAGCACCCAGGCGCCUGCCCCUGUUCCUGGCUCUUGCCGGGUGAACCCACUGCCUCCUGUUUACCCACUGAACUCAUGGGGACCUGUCGGGGAGAUGGCAGCCUGGGCACCAGCAGGGAGAUGUGUGACUUUGCGGAUGUGUCCAGCUAGAACCGACUUGCUCCCAUGAGGCAGGCAGGCUGGUCUCGCCUUUGCUGGCGACCCUGUCUCCUCCCAGGCAAGCAGCAAGGAGUGGAAAUGCCCAGCAAAGUUUUUUCUUCUUUGGAGUCCCAGCUGUCAGGAUGGUUGGGAAAGGAGGGUCAAAGCAAGAUGGGUAUGGCUUCUGGUUGUGCAUUCAGAGACUCAACUAAAAGCAUCGGUGACAGAGCCCGUCCUGGCUGCGCAGCAGACAUGCAGCUGGCACUGGCUUCUCCUCUAUCAGAUAACUGCUGAAACUGUAGGAAAGAUCUAUGGGGCGCUCGGUUCCUCUGGGUCUAGCAGGGCAGCGGGAUGCGGGCAGCUCCUGCCAGCCUGCCUGCCUUGCCUGCACACUGGCUGU
Messenger RNA from Haliaeetus leucocephalus (bald eagle), 993 nucleotides. It is a transcript of the gene SMIM3, whose product is annotated as small integral membrane protein 3. NCBI's taxonomy places the organism in Eukaryota, Metazoa, Chordata, Aves, Accipitriformes, Accipitridae. The record is from RefSeq and is a predicted model, not a curated record. Bases 144 to 323 code for a protein of 59 amino acids. The transcript is spliced from 2 exons.